Daldinia childiae is the source of this 6600-nucleotide messenger RNA. RefSeq names its product Lovastatin diketide synthase LovF. The transcript has 10 exons. Gene Ontology annotation, biological process: secondary metabolite biosynthetic process; fatty acid biosynthetic process. Gene Ontology annotation, molecular function: oxidoreductase activity; phosphopantetheine binding; fatty acid synthase activity. Lineage: Eukaryota; Fungi; Ascomycota; Sordariomycetes; Xylariales; Hypoxylaceae. The record is from RefSeq and is a predicted model, not a curated record. The coding region runs from base 1 to 6600 and encodes 2199 amino acids.
AUGUCUGAGGACAUUUCUAAAACCGACAAGGUCCCUAGCUCGCGAUUCAAUAUUGACGCCUAUCUUCAUUUGGAUAAUGAGCGGCCUGGAAGUUUCAAUGUCCCGGGUGGGCACUUUCUACGCGAUAAUCCUCACGCAUUUGAUCCCAGCUUGUUCAAGAUAUCCCCUGUUGAGGCCAUGUGGAUGGAUCCACAGCAGAAGAAGUUGUUGGAAGUCGUCUACGAGGCCUUGGAGAACAGUGGGACUACUCUUGAGGACGCAGCCGGCCGAAACACGGGCUGUUAUAUUGGAUGCUUUUCUUAUGACUUUCAAUUCAUGACGAUGAAAGAGCCCGACUUUAGACACGCCUAUACGGCGACGGGUGUCGAUACAGGUAUACUCGGAAAUCGUAUUAGCUAUGUCUUUGACUUUAAGGGUCCCAGCCUAACUGUUAACACUGCUUGUUCGUCAUCGUUAUACGCCCUGGAUCUUGCCUGUAAGGCGAUUUCUACUGGAGAAUGCGAUAGUGCUAUAGUAGGAGGCUCUAACAUUAUUAUGACUGUGGAUCAGCAUAUGAAUACGGCUAAGCUGGGAGUUUUGUCCCCAAAUAGUCGAUCACGUCCCUUUGACCAAGCAGCCGAUGGGUAUGGACGAGCUGAAGGUGUGGGAGCUCUAUAUCUCAUGCCUCUAAGCUUGGCUAUUCGGGAAGGGAAACCUGUUCGUGCGGUAAUUAGGGCUACCGCAACAGGGAGUAAUGGUAAGCAUGGAGAUGGGGUCAGUGGUAUCACUCAUCCGAGUAUAGAGGGCCAAGCAGAUGUCAUCUCCUUGGCCUAUAGGCUGGGGAAAUUGUCGCCGAGUGAGACAAGAUAUGUGGAGUGCCACGGCACAGGAACUCCUAUUGGAGACCCUGCCGAAGUAAAAGCUAUUCACAAGGCGAUGGGCGCUUCUAGACCCCAGGAAGAUCCUAUACUCAUCGGGAGCGUAAAAGCGAACAUCGGUCAUAGCGAGGCGGCUAGUAGUAUAGGAACCUUGAUUAAGGCGGUGCUAGCUCUAGAGAACGGCAUCAUUCCUCCAACCGCCGGUGUUACGAAACUCAGUACGAGCAUACCUUGGGAUGAUAUGAAUGUCAAGGUAGUUACAAAGCCUACUGGGUUUCCAGCUUCUGCAUCGUCGCGCCGGAUUGGCGUCAGCGCAUACGGAUCCAUGCGCCAUCUUAAAGGUAUAGAAGAAGAAUUGGGGUUCGAAGGGUCUGACGAUGGCCGGCCGCAGUUGCUGCUCUUUUCGGCACAUGAUAGACCGACGCUCCAGAACAAUAUCGAGGCCUUUUCAACUAGCUGUCAGGAUGCCUCCCUUGUUGACCUUGCUUACACUUUAGGACUUCGCAGGACAAAGUUCCAGGAGCGGGCUUUCGCUAUCGCUCGCAGAGAAACUAUAGAGUCUAACGUAAAAGACGCGCUCUGUGAAAUUAGCUCGGCUCCCCAAGAAGCAGCAUGUCUAGCCUUUGUGUUUACAGGCGAGAUGGCCGCGGCUUACGCUGCUGGGCUCAUCUCUGCAGAGGCCGCGAUUACUGCUGCCUACUUUCGCGGACUCGUAGCCGCCAAUCUCAGCACGGAUGGUGCAAUGGUUGCUGUAGGAAUUGGCCCGGAAGAAGCUAGUCGUCUUAUUGAUGAGCUUUCAUGUAGCUCUACAGUAGUUGUGGCUUGCCAUAACUCGCCUACUAGCACCACCCUCAGCGGCGAUCGGGAAUCCGUGGAACGGCUUAAGGAAAUUUUUGACGAGAAGAAGAUCUUUGCGCGUAUGCUAAAGACGAAUGGAAAGGCUUACCACUCGUAUCAUAUGAAGGAUGUCGCGGCAAGAUAUAUGGAGUUUUUGGAAAAGGAACCAGGUCAAAUUUCGAACUCUCUCGCAAAAGUCCCCAUGUUUUCAACUGUCAGAACGGAAAAGCUGAACUACACAGAGGGAAGAAUUCCCGGAUCUUACUGGGUGGACAACCUUACAAGCCCGGUCCUUUUCAAUCAGGGGAUCCAAUCCAUGUUAAACGAAAUGCCAGAGAUCAACCUUCUCGUAGAGGUUGGACCUCACUCUGCCCUGAGCGGCCCUAUCCGGCAAAUAUGCCAGGCUGUCGAUAAGAAAAGCGUAGGCUACCUGCCAACGCUCAAGAGAAAGGAGCAUGAUGGGGAUCAGAUGCUCCGGCUUGCUGGAGGUCUAUGGAUAAGGAAUGCUGAUAUUGAUAUCGCUGCCGUAACCCAAGUUGAGAAGCUGCUUGAUAAUGGAUUGAUCGACGUGAAAAGGGGAUCGCUUCUCGUUGAUCUCCCCACCUACCACUGGACAUACCCAAAGAUCAACUUUGCUGAAUCGCGCACUAGUAGAGAGCAACGCACUGUGAAAGAGCCGCGUCACGAUAUUCUCGGCCGCCGCGUAGCUGGCACCUCCGCGUUAGAAUUUCUCUGGAGGAAUGUCCUUCGUCGGAAAGAUAUACCUUGGAUAACCCAUCAUCGUCUUGGGGGUGAGGUGAUGCUCCCAGCAACAGGCUACCUUGCUCUAGCUAUUGAAGCAAUUACACAGGUGAGUAUGGAAUCUAGAGAUCACGUCGAGAUUUAUAGCUACACUAUGCGAGAUGUAGCCAUUACGUCCGCCAUUGUGGUUCCAGAUGAUGAUGAGGGGACCGAGACGCUAUUUCGCCUUCAGCCCAUGAAUAACGAGCUCGGCGCAUCCAAGAAUGGUGAGGCAAUACGAUGGUUCCGGUUCAUCGUCUCAUCAUGUUCAUAUGGCGCGUGGAAAGAAGCCGCAACGGGUUUGGUUGCUCUUAAUGUAAAGGGUCGAGCCUCCGAUCACAAGCCUCAAGUGCUACCUGAUACUCCCCAUCGUGCUUCUUAUAUCGAUUGGCUCGAGAAGAACCGUACUGUAGGUUUCGAUCAUGGUCCGGCAUUUCGUCGUAUCAGUGAUAUAUACACGAACGAUAAAUUGCACGUCACUCGGGGAGAUAUCAGAAUCAGUAAAGAAUGCGGUCUGAUGCGUGCAGAGUCUCGCUACGUAUUGCAUCCCGCCGUCCUAGAUGCGUGCCUCCAACCUUUUCAUGCGACGAUGCACAAAGGGAAAAUUGACGACCUGCGAUGCGGCGUGAUCCCGACGCACUUCGGCGAGACUACUAUCUUUCCCCCGUCGGAUGAGCAGCUUGCUGGCCGUUGUGUAGUACAGACUUGGUGUCCUCCGCUAGGUAACAGAGCAUUUUUGUCUAACGUGCAGCUUAUCUCACACGACGGACAACUUCUAGUCGAUAUGACUGAUUCAAGAUCACUCUUGUACAGGUCUGCUCUUCCACGAGAGAUACAAGACAAUCCCCAACAAGAUCUCUAUGUCAAGCUGGACUGGAAAAUCGACGCUGACUACCUAAGCUGGGCAAACGAGGCAGGAGUAUUAUUGGACCAGCCAUUAACCACUAUCGUGCAUUCUAUGCUGCAUAAAAAUCCUGAUAUGCACGUUUUAUCUCUUGGCGACUCUCUUGUUCAGGUCGUUCUCGAAAUCAAGUCGUCCCUUGAGAUAACCAUCGCGGCUCCGUCCCAAGAAAUCAAAGAUGUUCUCAAACCCCGGUAUUCUGCGUAUAAAGCGAUAAGCUUCGUUGAUAUUGAUAUUGGCAUUCCUGAAAUUAUUAAGUCAAAUACAAAAUACGACCUAAUUCUUGCUUCGGUGAUCGACCAGGUUCGGGUAGCGACUUUAGAGCCGGCCCUUAGAGUUCUUAAUCCAGCCGGCACUUUAAUCAUUCGGACGAGCGCAGAUGAGAGCCAAGUAUGGAAUCAUAGCCUAGAGGGCGUUGGAUUCUCCUGUGUUAUCGACCAAGCGUUGCCCGACGGCACCAUUAUGAAGAUAGCCAUAAACCUAAGCUCUUCCAAUUCAAACAGCGUCAAGUCGCAUUCCAGUAAUAUUCAACUUGUUUAUCAAGACCCAUCCUCGCCGCUUCUAUCGGUGGUAUCUAACAGAUUCAAGAAUUACGGCUGGAACGUAGAUUUGUUACCAAUCAGCUCCGUCGACAAGGGCUUGGGCGAGCAAGUCAUUCUACUAGAUGACGCUGAUAUCCCGUUACUCGCGUGUCUAAACGAGCAAGAUUUGGCCGGGCUGAUAAACCUCACCGAGAGAGCAUCAGCAUUCACUUGGGUGACAUGCGGCGGUCUGCUCGCCGGCGAUAAACCGGAGUACGGCAUGACUGAGGGAGCCGCUCGGGCGCUCCGCCGGGAGAAAGGGUCUCUGGAUCUCGUGACUGUCGACUUUGAUGCUGAAAACACGCCGAGGAAUCGCGUAGCCGCGCUCCUUACAGACAUAGCUGACCGUCAAAAGACUAAAGGUAGGAAUGGGGAGGUUGAAUAUUAUUUGAGGGAUGGUAUUGUUCAUAUAGGACGUCUCGUUCCGCAUUAUGACCUAAAUAGGCAGUUUGUACCCAACCCCGAUGAGACUACUACGGUUUGCCAGCGCGAUCAUCCUGCAGUACGAGCAGAAAUCAAGAACGGAACACCAGUUUUUCUCUUAGAUGACGACCGAGUGUCAGAGCCUCUACAGCCUUAUGAAGUAGAAGUACACGUCGCAGCCAUGGGUCUCUCGGCAUUUGACGGCGCCGACGAGUCGACAUUUCUCAGUCAUGAGAUAGUUGGGAUUGUGACGCGGGUUGGGAAACAAGUGGACAACUUACAGCCUGGUACAAAAGUGGCUGGAUUCGCACUGGACCGUCUCGCAACCUUCCAACGGACUUCUGCAGAACUUGUGCAGCCCCUACCACAUAAUUAUAGUUCCUCGUUCAAGGAGGCGGCGACCUUGCCCUCCGCGUUCGCCACCGCUAUCUACGGUUUGGAGGUCUUAGCGAGAAUGGAGCCGAUAGAAAAUGUAGUGAUCAUCGACGAUAUGGGUGCAGUUGCUUUGGCCGCGAUUCAACUCUGUCGUGUGUCCAAGGCAAAUGCCAUCGUCGUUACUUCAUCGGCUACCGCAGAAGACUAUAUCCGUAAUAAUAAGCUACUACCAUCGGACCUUGUGGUCAACAGCAGUAAUACCGGCAUCGGUUUGAAGUUACAGGAGGUAACAGCCGGGAAAGGAGUUGAUAUUAUAUUCUGCUCGACAGCUGCCGAUAAAGCGACCGUCGUCGAGUGCAGUCGAGAACUGACACUAUUUGGUAGAGUAGUGACGUUUGGCCAUACGAGCAGCUAUAAUCCUACCGUAUCUGCAUUGUCGACGGAGGCCAAGAGUAUAAGUCUCUUUCAUUUUGAUAUUGCUGAAAUCAUUCGGCAUAGGAAAGGGACAAUAGCAAAGCUUCUCGGGCGAUGCAUGGAACUAUAUGCCGCGGGAGAUAUCAAACCACUUCGUCCACUUAAUGUCAUCGGGCCUAACGAAAUAAGUGAGACUCUACAGUCUAUCCCAAGUGAUAUGAUAUCAGGCAAGAUUGUCGUUUCUUAUGACCAAGAUGCGCUUUUCAAGGUCGUCCCUUCACGAAAACAACUAAGGUUCAAGGAAGAUGUCACUUACCUAAUGGUAGGUUGUCUCAGCGGGCUUGGACGUCAGGUUGCUCUCUGGAUGGCGGAUCGGGGUGCGAAGCACUUUGCCUUUAUAUCGCGGACAGGUACCGACAACCCCGUAGCCGCAAAGACCGUUCAGUCUCUCCAAAACCGAGGGAUCGAAGUAUUAGUAUUGCGUGCGAACAUAACCUGUCGAGACGAGCUUACUGGAGCCAUCGCCAAGCUCGAUCCUGCCUUUCCCAUACGUGGCGUCGUCAACGCAGCUACCGUCUAUCGCGAUGCUACUUUUUGGAACAUGACAAUAAGCGCCUGGCAAGAAGUCGUCGAUACGAAAGUCGGGGGUUGUUUGAACCUGCACGAGGUGCUCAAAAACGAGUCUCUUGACUUCUUCGUCAUGACCAGUUCCAUCUCAGCAACCUUGGGCUCUAGUGGGCAAACCAAUUAUAGCGCUGCAAACGCAUUUCUCGAUUCUCUAGCACGCCACCGUCGAGCGCGCGGCCUUCCCGCCGUCUCGCUCAUCCUCCCAGCUGUCUUUGGAAUCGGUCACAUCGCUGACGAUCCUGAGCUCGAGAAGUCUAUCAGAAUGAAGGGCAUGUACGGAAUCCGGGAGAAAGAAAUGCUCGAAGCAUUUGAAGUGGCUAUGACACCGCAGAGCGACCUACCCUCCAACUUCGACCACGUCAUGGUAGGCGUUCAGCCCCGUCGCUUCGGGCACGCCGUCAAGACUUCUGGUGUUCAUGCUCCUUGGGAAGAUGAUCCACGGCUCAAUUGGAUAGCAACCGCGAUAGAAGGGGAGAACGGGAAUAAGAAGACCACAGGAACCAGUAGUACGAAUACCAUUUUGGUCACGAUCCAAGAGGCCCCUAGCCGAGCGCAGGCAGUCGAGGCCGUCACAGAAUAUUUGAUUCAGCGACUAGCAAGACUGCUAAUGAUUGACAAUGAAGCCAUCCAGGCGACACACAAAUCGCUCGCAAGCCACGGACUCGACAGCAUGAUUGGCGCUGAGUUCCGUAAUUGGAUAUUCCGCGAAUUUAGAGUCGAUAUACCCUUCCAACAACUUUUAGCGGGCAGCUUGACAAUUGCGGAUUUGGCAGCGAUAUUAUGUGAGAAAGCUACCAAAGCAUGA